Molecule: messenger RNA, 1482 nt
Organism: Juglans regia (Persian walnut)
Lineage: Eukaryota; Viridiplantae; Streptophyta; Magnoliopsida; Fagales; Juglandaceae
Product: putative clathrin assembly protein At1g03050
Exons: 1
Coding region: 1-1482 (493 amino acids)
Biological process (GO): clathrin coat assembly; vesicle budding from membrane; clathrin-dependent endocytosis
Cellular component (GO): clathrin-coated vesicle; clathrin-coated pit
Molecular function (GO): phosphatidylinositol-4,5-bisphosphate binding; 1-phosphatidylinositol binding; clathrin heavy chain binding
Source: RefSeq, a predicted model, not a curated record
AUGCAGAGGGGAUUCCGGCGGGUUUUCACUGUUUUAAGAGAGAAGAGCUGCGUAAGUUAUGCCAAAAUUGCUACGGUGAUUGGCGCUUGCGACGUUGAUCUAAUCAUCGUAAAAGCAACGGCUCCGGACGACUUACCGUUACCGGAGAAGUGCAUCCUGGAGCUGUUGAAAAUCUUCUCCAUUUCUCAAUCUUCCUUGCGAGCAUUUUCACUCGGCUUCACUCGCCGUUUUGGCAAGACUCGUUGCUGGCGUGUUGCUCUCAAGUGUCUACUUCUUUUUCACAGGCUGCUCAGGUCAGUCCCUGAGGAAAGCUCAUUUCGGUCGGAGCUACUUUGGGCUCGAUCUAACGGCCUGAUCACUCUCUACCCAUGUCGCUUCCGGGACGAUUCUUCUUCCUCGGCAUCUGAAGAAUACACCGCUUUUAUCAGGUCCUACGCUCAGCUCCUCGACGAAGCUCUCGAUUGCUUUGCGUUAGAUAGCAGGCCGGCAGAAGAUUACGAAGAAGACCAAGAACAAGAAGUACUGCCCGGUACUACUUUAUGUGAGAAGAUGAAGGAAGUCGGACGACUGCUUGUAGUUUUGCCACAGCUCCUGAGCCUCAUCGAUCGCGUAAUGGACUGCAGGCCUACAGCGGAGGCAGCACGAAGCUUUCUUGUCCGGUCAGCCAUGAAACACAUCAUUCGCGAUAGUUUCAGUUGUUACAUGAUGCUCCGAACGGAGAUAGUUGUGGUUUUGGACAAUCUUUUCCAAUUGCCAUACCGGAGUUGUAUGUCGGCGUUUGCUGUGUACAAGAAAGCGGCGGUCCAGGCAAAUCAGCUUUGUGAGUUUUACGAGUGGGGUAAGUGCAAAGGACUUUGUGGGUCUUACGAAUACCCUUUCGUUGAUCGGAUUCCACAUAUACAAAUCACAGCUCUCGAGAUUUUCUUCAAUGGAAUGUGGCAGAUGACGGAGUCCUCAUCCUCACCGGCAUCACGAUCAUCGUCAGAGUCAACUUUUACGGAUCAAGACGAUGUUGAAGAACAGGUGGUUUGGAGGGAGAUGGUGAAAAAUACUACUGCUAGCAAGUGGGAAAACUUUGAAGAAGAAGAAGAAGAAGAAGAAGAAGACCAUACUAAUUUGGUAAGAAAUUCUGGGCGGGAUGAGGAAGAGAUGGAGCCGUUGAUCAAGUUCGAAGAUGAUGAUGAUGAAAAGGUUGGAUGGGACUGGGAGGCUCUUUUAGAAGCUUCUGUGAAUGUGUACUCAUGCACUUCUCCAAAAGCCUUGUUGAACGAGUAUACUGAAAAUUGGAGGAGAAUUAAUGGACCAGGAGGAUAUGAGGCUAGUAAUAAUAGAUGGAAGAUGAUGCAGAUAUGCAAGCCCAAUGCCAUCAAUCCUUUCAGUCAGCCUCAUUGCAUGCCGAGUUCUUAUGGAUCACUUGAGAUUAACAACAUAUAUGUCCAUGGAUAUAACCAGAAUAAAUCAUUAAUGAUCAUGGACGCAUGA